AAGAAGGCGCAGUCGGGGGCUCGAGGAGGAAACGGGACUGAAAAGAAACGCCGCACUGUGACUCCCGAUGUGCAGUCCUUAAAGUAACGUUUUUAUAUUUUAUUUCUUCCGCGAAGAAACCUCAAGUUUUUCUAUUUUUCGAAAAGUAACGCAUCUACCUCAUUUUUAAGGAUUUUAAUCACGGUUUGGACUCGUUUACACCUCCUCCUCCUUCUGCCGCAGGGCUUUUUUUGAAGACUUUUGCACUCACUGAAGCGAUCCUGACAUUGAGCGAUGUCCAGCCUGCGCCUGCUGGCCCUCAGAUGAUCUAUGACCACAACUUAUUGAUGCACUUUAGCACCUUUACGGAGCCUUCCCCCUGCUGUGAACCCCGCAGCUGAUGACCAAAGCGACCGCAACACCUCCCCGCCGUCGCCCAGAGCCACGCGCCUCCCCCGACCCCUCCCUCAUCCUCACGCCCCUGCAGGACAUCUCAGGAUGUUCCAGAGGUUCGCCAGUGCUCUCUUUGGGGACGAUGUGGAGGAGGUGAGUCGAGGCGGCAGACCUGGGGACGGCAAAGUGGAGGAGACAGAGGAGGAGGAUGAAGACUGGAUCCUGGUCAAUUACCUGACUGAAGCCGGCUCCAGCCAGUGUAACGAUACCCACUCAGGAUCCACCAUCAUCCAAGAUGAAGACGAGGAGGUGGAGGCAGAGGAGGAUGAAGAAGAUGAUGAGCUGGUGAUGAUCCCCUCACCCAUGGGCAUCCCACCCGUCCGUUACGCCUCCUGCACCUCCCUCAACUCAACGGCUGACACCGAAACGGACGGUGGUCCAGAUGAGGAUGAGGAAGAUGAGGAGAGUGGGUUUCUGCGUGUGGACACCCGCUCUCUGCAGGAGAGCUGGUUUCUUACCCCCCCACCCUGCUUCACCGGGCGUAGCACCUUUCCCAUCGUCCUGGAGCCCAGCCCUCUGGAGAACCUGCUAAUCGAACACCCCAGCAUGUCCGUCUACACUCACCACAGCAUCCCACGACUGAACCUUGACCCCCUGCCACCAAGCUCACAUGAACCAGAAUUGAACUUUUCGUCCGAUGAGAUGACCGCGAGCCUGACAGCUUCAAGUGGAAAGGAAAAGGCCAGAAGAACACCAGAUGGCUCUCGCCACAGGCCAGAGGCGGCAGUUUCACAGCGGCGCUCCAGUCUUCACUCCUCCUGCUACGCCGCGGCGCUCUCCACUCAGGCCGGCCUUGUGCAACAAAGGCCGGGAAACCCCACCCAGCGCACCCAGCCCAUGUCCCGCAAGGCCCUGCGACGCCUCAACCUGCUCCGCCCCCCAAAGGCCAACACCAUGCACCUGCACCAGCCCAGCCAGAGGCAUCUCAACUUCUGAGACAUCCUCAUCAUUAUUCAUCAUCACCAUCAUCAUCAACCUCAAUACUUUAAGCAGUACAGGAAUGUAACACUGGCCACCCACAAGCAUUCAUCUCCGUUUUCUUUCAUCUUCUCAACAAACAAACACCAGCAGCAAGUUAACUACGGCAUCAGCCACCACUUACACACCUCACACCUAAUUUCUCCUGAAAGCUUAAUGGGUGGUGAAAUCGGGAAGGUGGCUGUUGACUUUUUAUAUCAGUAAUGUGGCCAGUGAAGACUUUUUCUCCCUCCCUCACUUCACUCCCCGCUUCCUACUCCUCUUCAUCCAUCCUCCUAUGUAUUGAUACUGAGAAGAAGGGAUAUGUGAAGGUCAUAAUGUUAACCCCCCUCCCUUUUCACAAGACCAUUUCUUCUUCUAUUUCUUCAGAGCAUUGUAUGUCCAAUCACAGAGAGAAACAGAGGUCAUGAUGACUUCUCUUUCUUUUCUUUCUUCUUCUUCUUCUUUACGGUCACCUUAAUGUGUAGAAUCAAUGCUGUAGGUCACUUUACUAAGCGGCAGGUUCACUGUGUGGCAGGAUGGUCCGGUGGUGUCACUUCAGGGUCUCACAGUGGGACUGCUGGUCGUCUAGGCAACUUUUUGGGCUGACUGAGGGCAGUAGGAGACAUUUCAGAUCCUAAAUGACUUGAACAUAGACAGUGCAGCCGGACAACGUUUUCAUUUAAUCAAUGCAGGAGUAUUGGAAUGCAGUGUUCCCAAUAUGUUGCCAGUGAAGGGCUGUUCACACUAGAGGAUGAAGUUUAGGUGGGUUUAAAGGAAAAAUUCCCUUUAUGUGAUCUCACGUGCUUCUAAUCAGUGAUCUGUACUAAAUGCUCUGUUUGUGUCUUGAGUGACUUCCUGCAUUUUAGAGGAGAACAGGGUAUGUCCAUAACAAUUGUAGAAACAGAAGCUCUGCUUUAUUACAGCUGACUUUAAUAUAAUUACGCCUUUUUGAUGGUGAAAGUUUAAAGCUUUAUAACAUCUUUAUUACAGAAGAAAAGUGCAACAUUUUGAGCCUCUUUAUAAGUGCAAUACAAAUUCUCUUCUUUUUAUAAAAAACACGGUUCUUGCUGUUAUGUUUUAAUACUAAACGCUUCAGCCAGACUUAAACACGUGCAUUCAAAGGUUCUCCUGUGAAACUGGAGGGUGUGUUAACUGAAAACAGAGAGUUUCAGCAAAAUUAGAAUCACGUCUGACUCAAACCUAACUAUGUACUGUAGCUGCUUUGCCUGUUAGUUCAUUUUCUGCUCUCUUACUUUCAGACGUAGAUUUCUAGUUUCUGUGCUGUGGUUCUCUCAGUGAUUCACUUUGGUUGCAGAAGGAACUCGUUCACUUCACCCAACCUUAUGCUGUGUGUGUUUGACUGAUUAUUAAAAAGCUACGAAAACACCACAGUUGAAACCAGUAAAGCAAAAUACAGUUGUAUUAAAGCCUUUUAAGGGUAUUUUUCCUUUAAGUUCCUGCUUUUUGAGCUCUGCAGCACCACCAGAGGUGAAAAACUUCCAUGUUGCUCGUCCUGCAGCUCCAGCUGAACCUGCCUCUGACUUUAUAAUUCAGUACUUUUCACGAUAUUUCUUUAAAGGAGAAAAAAAGGAGAAAAAAAUGGAAAAAAUACUGGGUUAAAUAUCACUAAACGCCUUGUUUUAACAGUAGCUUUGAGGUAAAUAGAAAUGUUAAAAAAAAAGUAUGUAAAACAAAAAAAAAACUUCCAAAAAUAUUUUUUGAAAAGAAAAAACAAAUUACAUAUCAGUAUGAAGUUGGUAUAUAUGCGUCCAUGGUUUCUUGCUUAGGUGUGUUUGGUUAUGAUAGUGUGCAAUCUGUUGCAUGGUUGUAGAGUUUUGUUAGUGUCAUGAUGGUGGGAAAAAAAAGAAAAAUGGAUAAUUAUUAUUUUCUUUCUUUUUUUCUGUUUUGUUUUUGUUCUUAAAUGAAUCUGCAGUCCACUUCUCAGGGUCACAACCAAUCACCUUUACUCUUUAGGAAAAUGCAGAUUUACUUGACGGCUGAUGAUUCUUUGUGUGUACUCGGACUUUUUCCAGCUAUGUCCCUGCGUGCUUUCCCUCUGUGAAAACCUUUGUGAGAAAUAAUCAACUUCUUGUUUAGUGUCACAGAAACGUCUUUUGGUCCCGGGACUGUGAAAUGAACUCUGAUACUGUCAGUUGACUGUUGGAAAUCCAUCAGGAUGGAGAGAAACUGUUGGUUUUUUUCAGCUAUGUUUAUAUAUUUUGCUCAACUGUACCUAACAUGGUUUUAGAAAUGUACCUUAUGCUAUUUUAACUGUUCUCUUUUCCAUGUUAACGUAGUUACAUUUCGUUAAAUAUUUAAACCAAAAAAAGUAGCAGCGAUCUUUAAUCUCUCCGUAGUUUUAUUAUACUGAUGUCCUUUUUUAAAAUUGUUUGAGUGUUUGAUAACAGCUCUUGGUUACGGUGCUCUAAAAUGGUAGACUGUUUAAUGUUUUAAUGUGUCUGCUGUAGGGAUAAGCGGAGCCCGGGCCGAGUCACCACACUGCAAAAGUUGAGAAAUAACCAACCUUAUAGAGUGACUAAAACCUAUGGAAGACCAUUUCUGCCAAAAAAGACUAUUUAACUAUAUAUAAACAGGUUUAAAGUAAAGUUCUGGAGCAUGUAUGUUUGUUUGAUGUUAAAUAGAAAAUUUGACUCAGUCUGUGACUUUUUAUAACUGAAAAUUUGUUCCAAAAUGUUUCAUUUUUUUCUGUUUUUCUUCUUCCUAAUUUUUAAACCCUUUUUGUUUGUUUUUUUGUCUGGCAGAAAUCGGCAAUCAUUUUUGUUUUCGUAAAUAAUUUCAGAACAGGUGAAGGACUCUACAUAUAACUUCACAUUUUGCUUAUUUAUCAACUUUAAUUUUUUUUUAUUUUCUUACACACAUCAACAGAAACUUACUAAACUCUGUAAAUUUGCCUAACGAUGAUGUUUUGGAAACCGAUCCUGUUCUGAAGAUACGGAGAUGCAGCGUCAAUGAACACAUAUUAUGGAGAUUCAGUCACUUUUAAUGGAAACUGUUGCAGUGUGGUCUUCUAAUCGCCUUGUAAACCUGACUGAAUGUCUCUAGUCGAGUUUCUGGGAAGGUAGCGGUGUUAACAAAGCCCUGUAAGGCAUUUUUGUUAUUUGCUGUAAAUAAUCGUAAACGGUAGUAGAGUGGAUCUCUUGUGUUUUCAAGCUUUUUUUUUUCUUGUCCUUUCUCGAAUGUCUCUUUCUCUGCAGUGAGUUUUGCAAUCACAAACUAUGUUAUUUUGUGUCAUUUUAUUUUUUGAAAAAGAGAAACUUAAAGACAGAAGGGAUCGGAGGUUCCUCCUGCUGUCAGGAGCCUUAAACAAUUUAUUUGUUUUUUUGUUCUUUUGGUUUCUUUCUUAAGUAUCUGUUCUCGGCUCAUCUCUCCAUCAUUAAUCUAACAGGGAUUUGUAAUGCUUUUUGUUCAAUGCCUUGAAAUUUGUGGAUCACGUGCCUUCCAGGUUGAAAUGUUAUGAUGACAAUGCGUCAAUGAAGAACUUGAACUCGUUUUUCUUUUUGUUUAACUUUUUAAGUGGACGUAAUAAUAAAUUAAAACACACAGACAAACAUCAGAAACCAACUAUGCAUCAUUCGAGGAAGCUCAUAUGCCCUCGCCACCACCAUCCGCCCAGCCCUUGUACAGCUUUUAUAAUGACUCGACAAACCAGACAGAAUGAUGUAGCAAAACCUCUUUUUUUUCUCCUAUUGUUUUAUUUGUAAGUGUGAAGAAUAUUUUAUGGCAUUUUUCCACUAAGUGUUAGACUUUUUGGGUUUUUGUUUGUUUUGUUUUGUCAUUUUUUGCUUUUCUGUGUAGUUUACUGGAAUAAUACUGCACUUUGCCAAAAAGAAAAAAGGUGUAGGACUUUUAGGAUUACCUUUUUAUUUAUCAACAUAACUGGUUUCCUUUGUAUUUUGGAUGUAUGACAGAUUAAUUCACUCUGUUCUGACAUCAGAAACAAAAAAAAGCUAAUUAAAAGUGGGGUCAUCUGUUUUCACACUGUAAUAGUUAAUACAUGUGAUCUCUUAUUAGCCUAUAAUAAAUGUUUUC
Messenger RNA from Pelmatolapia mariae (spotted tilapia), 5442 nucleotides. It is a transcript of the gene tp53inp1, whose product is annotated as tumor protein p53 inducible nuclear protein 1. The record is from RefSeq and is a predicted model, not a curated record. Gene Ontology annotation, biological process: autophagosome assembly; positive regulation of DNA-templated transcription. Gene Ontology annotation, cellular component: autophagosome; nucleus. The coding region runs from base 478 to 1368 and encodes 296 amino acids. The transcript is spliced from 4 exons. Lineage: Eukaryota; Metazoa; Chordata; Actinopteri; Cichliformes; Cichlidae.